GUUGGAGGUUGGAGGUUGGAGAGGUCGUGCAGGAUGCUGUAUAAAUAUGAUCGCUGCCACUUGGAGUCAAUCAAUCAGCCCAUCUCCUUCCAUCAGCUAUUCCCGAUCUCCAUCUCUGUUGCUGUUGUUCUGCUACACGCCCAAGACUUCAGUUCUUACGGCGGGAAGCUAAAAAUACCGCCCAGCCUCGAGCAGCAAAUCAGCGGCCGCGCGCAGCAGUCGUUCGCUGGUUCCCGACGGGGAUUGUGACUGGUUCAGCCCGAAUUAAUUUGUUGCCCCCCGCCCGGUGGAGGAGGAGCAGCCAUGGAGUGAAUGAAUGAAUCCAUCUCGAGUCUGUUUCCAGUUUCCACGGGAAACCUCCACGCCGCCGCAGCCAAUCGUUGGCCUGGUAAUUCGCGGUCAGUGACACCUCUGGACUCUGAUACUUGCCUGUCCAUCGUCCGCUUCCUCCGUCAUCCAUCGCCUUUCCCCUCCUCGGCGCCCUCUUCAUUAUUCCCUUCCUUCCUUUCCCUCCCUCUCUCUUCUUUCCCUCCUUCCCCCUUCAUCCCGCCUCCGUCAAUUGAAUUCACAAUUCCUUUGAUUCUUACCCUUCCCUUCCCCUUUGACUUUCCUGUAUUCCGAUCUCCCCAGAGUCGCGCUGCCACCGCGUCAUGUGCAGUGGGAGGGUCUAGCCCCCGCCGCCUGGUCAGCCAUCCGCAUCAUCAGCAUCCUCCUCGCCCUCAUUCCUCCGUCUGCAGCCGUCCAGCCAUUCGGUCAUCUCUUCCCCCUCCUCCCUCCUCUCGGCCAUUGUCCGCCACCCAAGAAAAUAAAAGGAUUAUCCGCCACGAACCCGACCCCGGGGACGCAUCGCCCUUAUAUUAUUAUUUUAUAAUCAUUAUAGCUAUUAUAAUUAUUAUAGACUAAAGCUCCCGUUGUUUCUCCUGCACCACCUUUUCAGUUGUCAGUAGUACUAGUACUCGGUACGGUACUGCUGCUGCUACUGCGACUGCGACGACUUAAAUCCUGCUACUAGGGACGAGGACCAAAGGACUAGUGGUGGUACUUCCC
Molecule: messenger RNA, 1047 nt
Organism: Aspergillus heteromorphus CBS 117.55
Lineage: Eukaryota; Fungi; Ascomycota; Eurotiomycetes; Eurotiales; Aspergillaceae
Exons: 3
Coding region: 313-903 (196 amino acids)
Source: RefSeq, a predicted model, not a curated record